Molecule: messenger RNA, 606 nt
Organism: Lodderomyces elongisporus
Lineage: Eukaryota; Fungi; Ascomycota; Pichiomycetes; Serinales; Debaryomycetaceae
Gene: PSF2
Product: DNA replication protein
Exons: 2
Coding region: 1-606 (201 amino acids)
Biological process (GO): DNA replication; double-strand break repair via break-induced replication
Cellular component (GO): GINS complex; nucleus
Source: RefSeq, a predicted model, not a curated record
AUGGUGUUGCCGUCUCACUUACAAAACAACCUUACACCUACAGAGAUUAAGUUUCUUGCUGAAAAUGAGUUGAUAACUAUACUUCCACGUUAUUCAAUGAAAAAAGUUGACCUAAUAGGGACUCAAAUACCGAAUUUACGAGCGAUGAGACGAGAAAAAGUGCCACUCUGGGUUGCUCUAAUUUUGAAAGCUCAAGAUAAAUGCAAUAUCGUGCCUCCAAAAUGGUUUAAUGUCCACUAUUUGAAAGAGAAAUACGACGAAGAGAUUCGUCGACCAGGCCAGUUCAGUAAUCUACCGUGGAAUUGGCUCGAGUUAUCAAAAAUUAUGCUCGACAAAGCUAGUGACGAUUUGGCUGACUCUACAGACGAGUUGAGAUCUCUUAUACAAGAUCUUCGAGAAAUUAGAUUGGUGAAAUCUAGAAAAGGAUUAAAAGAGCUUAACGAGUCUAAUAUUCAAUUGAAUGGAUUAUCCCUAAUGGAGAUCAACGAGAUGAGACCGUUUGUCAUACCUGUAAUGAAUAAAUUGAGGGUAUUACAUGGUACAUUGGAUAAAUUUAAGGAUAAAGCUGUUGACGAAGAUGAAGAUAUGUACCACUCAGAUAGUUAG